AUGUACAAAUUUACUUUAGUUUUUGGUUUAGCUGUCAUCUUGUUAACAACUCUAGCCAUCGAUGCAAAUAAAGAAUAUUCAAACAUUUACUCCAACUCGAAGGGUGGAAUGCCAGGAUAUGCUGAAGGAUUUGAUGAAAUAAUAGACGGUGUUAAUGCCAGCGUUAUAUCUCCUUCAAUUUUAUUUUUGACAAAAUUGACAACUUCACAGGACACGACAAUUCUAAGCAUCGCAAUUGGUGAAAUAAUUGAAGAAUUUUACUCAAAAUAUUCAAAAAAUGUCGACAUUAUCGAUUUUCGUGGUCUUCAAGGUGACCUGAUUGGUAAAAUAAUGAAAAAAUCAAAUAAUUCUUUGACAUUAACACUAGCUAAAGUGAAUAAUCCUUUAAAAUUCACAAAGAAGCUUGAAAGUCAAUCAAUUUUGCUGUUCAAUCACAUUCUUGAUUUGAAUUUGUUUAAUAAAAAAGAUUUGAUUCGAUUGCGUUACAUAAAUCCAAUAAGGUUUCUAGUUUACUGUCAGAAUGCAACAAAACAGAUGCUUACAAUACUCAAAACUAACUUAGUUAUCCCACCGCACUUUUAUUUCAUUAUUUUUGAUAAUUCGGACCAAAAAUUCAAACUUUUUACGUACGAAAAUCGAAAAGAACUCAAAUUUUGCCACGAAAGUCAACGAGUUGUUCAAAUAAAUGAAUUUUCAGAGAAAACUCUUCAAUGGACAAGCUUUCCAGUCUUCCCAAAAAAAUAUCAAGACUUUUACAAUUGCAUCAUGGUUUUAGGCAUUCCUGGUGGUUCAAAUUUCUUUCGAAUUUUACGACAAAAUGUUAAUAGAGAAUCAUCAGAAGGCCCGAUGGUCAAAGUGUUGACUGAAGUUGCAGACAUUUUAAAUUUUACUAUAUUAGGUAAUGCUUGUGAUACAAUGAGCUGCUUAGAAACUUCGAGGAAAAAUCGAUAUCUCUACAAUAUUAUCAGUUUAGAAACUCUUGAUGCCAACGCAAUUAAUAUGAAUGAAAAUAGCAACUGGAAAAAUAUUUUACUUAACAUUGAGUGCACGCCACAACUGUUCAUUCCACCCGGCGAUCUGUACACAUCCUUUGAGAAAGUUCUCCUUCCAUUUGACUUUGAAACGUGGAUAUGCUUGACUAUCGCUAUGUUUUCUGCAGUUGUUGCAAUUUGUAUCAUUAAUCGGUUCCCAUUGAUGGUUAAAAAUAUUUUCUAUGGCUCAAAAGUACAAAGUCCAAUGCUCAACGUAGUUCGAGGAUUUUUUGGAAUCGGACAAACAAUUUUGCCUAAAAAGAACUUUGCUAGAUUGAUUUUACUGUCAUUUAUUUUAUGGUGCUUGGUUAUAAGGACAGCUUAUCAAGGAAAGCUAUUUGAAUUCACAACAACGGCAAUAAGGAAGCCUGAAAUGAGAACAUUAGAGGAGCUGAAGGAUAAGAAUUUUUCACUUUAUAUGCCUGAUGAAAAUGAGUAUCACAAGAUAUUGGACUUCGUCAAGAGGGUAAUCGGCCUAAACACCGAAACUGUCUCAAAUCAUGUCUAUACUGAAAUCUAUACAAACAAGAUAUCCGAUCCCUCAUUCACUGGAACUGUCCUCACCUGCGACAUCGAGCAUCAGUUAAACAUUUACUUUUCACAAGUUUCAUUCCCAAAACGAUUCAUUCCAACACCAAUCACAAAGUCAUUUUAUGCAAUUGGAUUCUUAUAUCCAAAUCUGUGGAACGAGAGGCUUCAAGAAAUUAUUGAAGGAUUCAUAACCGGCGGGAUCAUCAACUUGCACAUGGAAAGAUUCACAAAGUCAAAAUGGAAUCUUGAAAAUAAUGAUUUUGAGACAGAAAAAGUUGUGCUUAAUUUGAGUCAUUUAGGAUUUGGCUUUCAGAUUUGCUUUUUCAUGAUUUAUGCUGCAUUUUUGGUGUUUUUCGGAGAGUUGAUUGUGUUGUGGAAGGAUCGGAAGGAUAAGCUAAAGGUUAAGUUAAAGGCUAAGCCAAAAAAUACCCCAAAGUUUAUGCCAAACGCUCUUCGUAGAACAAUUGAUGUAAGAAGAAGAUUGUUAAUGCUGAAAUAAAUAAAUUUUGUAUUAUUGUU
Molecule: messenger RNA, 2081 nt
Organism: Chironomus riparius
Lineage: Eukaryota; Metazoa; Arthropoda; Insecta; Diptera; Chironomidae
Source: the annotation of a GenBank genome assembly